Messenger RNA from Chelmon rostratus (copperband butterflyfish), 3084 nucleotides. RefSeq names its product ephrin type-B receptor 1-like. NCBI's taxonomy places the organism in Eukaryota, Metazoa, Chordata, Actinopteri, Chaetodontiformes, Chaetodontidae. Bases 1 to 3084 code for a protein of 1027 amino acids. Gene Ontology annotation, cellular component: plasma membrane; neuron projection. Gene Ontology annotation, molecular function: protein binding; ATP binding; transmembrane-ephrin receptor activity. The transcript is spliced from 20 exons. Gene Ontology annotation, biological process: axon guidance; cell surface receptor protein tyrosine kinase signaling pathway; protein phosphorylation. The record is from RefSeq and is a predicted model, not a curated record.
AUGGGAGAGGACAGACGGGGAGUCAUGCUGGCCGUGCCGGUCACUUGGGUUGCGGUUCUUCUCUGUGUGGUUACUUGGGUGUGCGCAGUGGAAGAGACAGUGAUGGAUACAAGGACAGCGACAGCUGAGCUUGGCUGGAUAUCGUUCCCUGCCAAUGGAUGGGAGGAGGUGAGCGGCUAUGAUGAGAACCUCAACACCAUCAGGACGUACCAGGUGUGCAAUGUGUUUGAGCCCAGCCAGAACAACUGGCUCCUCACCACUUACAUUGACAGGCGGGCGGCACAACGGAUCUACGUGGAGAUCCGCUUCACCGUACGUGACUGUGCGUCCAUCCCCAGCGUCCUGGGCUCCUGCAAAGAGACGUUCAACCUGUACUACCUGGAAACUGACAGGACCGUGUCAGAGGGCAUCAAAGGGGUGGAGUACUGGGCCAAUGCCCCUUUUCUUAAGGUGGACACCAUCGCUGCAGAUGAGAGUUUCUCCCAGGUUGAUUUUGGGGGAAGGCUAAUGAAGGUUAACACAGAAGUUCGGAGUUUCGGCCCGCUGUCCAAAGGCAGAGGGUUCCAUUUAGCCUUUCAGGAUCUGGGAGCUUGCAUGUCCCUUCUGGCUGUCAGAGUAUUCUACAAGAAAUGUCCCAGCAUUGUGCAGAACUUUGCAUUUUUCCCAGAGACACUGACUGGAGCAGAGUCCACCUCAUUAGUUAUUGCUAGGGGAAGCUGUAUCCCCAACGCUGAGGAAGUAGACGUGCCCAUAAAGCUCUACUGUAACGGAGAUGGAGAGUGGAUGGUACCCAUCGGCAGCUGCAGCUGCAAGGCGGGUUAUGAACCAGACAAUGGCAAUGUGUGUCGAGCUUGCCCUCAGGGCACCUUUAAGUCAUCCCAGGGGGCAGGAUUAUGUCAGCAAUGUCCGCUCAACAGUCGCUCCACCAUCGAAGCCGCCACCCUCUGCGGUUGUCGGAACGGCUAUUACCGUGGAGACAUGGACAGACCGGAGGACGUGUGCACCAGUGUCCCUUCGGCUCCUCGCAACGUGGUGUCAGUCGUCAACCAGACAUCGGUGCUGCUGGAGUGGCACCCACCACGUGACACCGGGCACCGCGAUGACCUGUCAUAUAAUGUCUUAUGCCGCCGGUGCCACAGCAGUGAGCGCCGGGCGUGUCAGCCAUGUGACGACAGCGUGGCGUUUGUUCCAGGCAAGCGAGGGUUAAUGGAAACGAUUGUGGAGAUCAGCAAGCUGCGGGCCCACACGUCGUACACCUUCGACAUACAGGCAGUCAACGGAGUCUCCAACAAGAGCCCUUAUCCCGCCCAGCAACUGUCAAUCAACAUUACGACCAAUCAGGCUGCUCCCUCAGUAGUUCCCAUAAUGCAUCAAGUGAGCUCAACGAGCCGCAGUUUCUCGUUGUCAUGGCCACCGCCUGAACAGCCCAACGGAAUUAUCCUCGACUACGAGAUACGAUACUAUGACAAGUCCCAGUCGUCAGUGCUGAACAGUUCAGUGGUCCAGAGCGAAACACCCAAUGUUGUUCUGGAGGGUCUGAGGCCGGGGACCGGCUACGUGGUCCAGGUGAGGGCCCGCACUGUGGCCGGCUAUGGCGCCUACAGCAAGGACAUGCUCUUCCAAACACUCACCGACGAUGAGUACAAGUCAGAGCUGGGACAGCAGCUCUCCCUGAUUGCAGGCUCUUUAGUAGGUGGAGUGUGUAUCGUGUCAUUGGUAGCCAUCGCCAUCAUCUGUACCAGAAGAAGGCAGCUGAAGGAGAGUGUGUACGGUGACAAGCUGCAGCAGUACAACACAGGAGGAGAGGUGACUCUGAGGCCUGACAUGUUCAGCGGUCCCACCCCCACUGUGACCUUUCCCACCCUGUCCGAAGGUCACAGUUCACCAGGGGUCAAGAUCUACAUCGACCCCUUCACCUAUGAGGACCCCAACGAGGCUGUCCGCGAGUUUGCCAAGGAAAUCGACCCCUCCUGUGUCAAAAUAGAGGAAGUCAUUGGAUCAGGUGAGUUUGGGGAGGUGUACAAGGGUCGCCUGAAGCCUGUCGGUAAAAAAGAAAUCCCCGUGGCCAUCAAGACCCUGAAGGUUGGCUACUCUGAGAGGCAGAGGAGGGACUUCCUGUCUGAGGCGUCAAUCAUGGGCCAGUUUGACCAACCAAACAUCAUCAGACUGGAGGGCGUGGUCACCAAGAGCAGGCCAACGAUGAUCAUCACAGAGUUCAUGGAGAACGGAGCGCUUGACUCAUUUCUCAGGCAAAAUGAUGGGCAGUUCCCAGUGAUCCAGCUGGUUGGUAUGCUGAGGGGCAUCGCGUCUGGAAUGAGGUACCUGGCAGAAAUGAGUUAUGUUCACCGGGACCUGGCUGCUCGGAACAUCUUGGUGAACAGUAAUUUGGUGUGUAAGGUGUCUGACUUUGGCUUAUCACGAUAUCUGGAGGAGGACACCUCUGACCCCACCUACACCAGCUCACUGGGUGGUAAAAUCCCAGUGCGGUGGACAGCUCCGGAGGCGAUCGCCUACAGGAAGUUUACGUCGGCUUCAGAUGUCUGGAGUUAUGGGAUUGUCACCUGGGAGGUGAUGUCAUAUGGAGAGAGGCCUUACUGGGACAUGAGCAACCAAGAUGUGAUAAAUGCCAUCGAGCAGGACUUCAGGCUGCCAGCUCCCAUGGACUGUCCAGUAGUGCUGCACCAGCUGAUGCUGGACUGCUGGCAGAAAGACAGGAACGCCCGGCCAAAGUUCCCCGACAUUGUCAGCAUGCUGGACAAAAUGAUACGCAACCCCGCAUCUCUGAAAGCCGGCACCAACAACGUCGCCCCUGGUCCUUCCCAUCAUCCCCUGUUAGACCGUGGAGCUCCAGACCUCAGCAGGGUGAGCUCCGUGGAAGACUGGCUGGCUGCACUGAAGAUGACCCAGUAUCGAGACUCUUUCCUGGGCUCGGGAUUCACUUCUUUGCCGCUCGUCACACAAAUCACAGCUGAAGACCUUCAGAGGAUUGGAGUCUCUCUAGCCGGCCACCAGAAGAAAAUCCUGACCAGUGUUCAGUCAAUGAGGCACAACGUCGAUGACCAGUCUCCUACUGAAUCUGUGUAA